Acinonyx jubatus (cheetah) is the source of this 7984-nucleotide messenger RNA. RefSeq names its product ankyrin repeat domain containing 50 (gene ANKRD50). Bases 575 to 4864 code for a protein of 1429 amino acids. The transcript has 5 exons. The record is from RefSeq and is a predicted model, not a curated record. Lineage: Eukaryota; Metazoa; Chordata; Mammalia; Carnivora; Felidae. Gene Ontology annotation, molecular function: protein binding.
GCCCCAGGCCGGGAGGAGGAGGAGGCUGCAGUUGGAGUCCCGAGAGCGCUGGCGGCCGCGGAUUCUCAGAGGAGCAAGUGUCUGAGGCUUAGAGUCCGCAGCGGCGGCGGCGGCGGCCACGGCGGCGGCUGGGGCCGAGAUACAGAAUUAACACUUGGAAUCUGGAGAAGCAUUUUGUACACAUUGAAAGAUUGGGCAUUAUCUUUAGUUUUCCAGAUGUAUUGUCUCAUCUGCACACUUGAAACAUCCACAGUCACAUAAACUCCAGAUAUAACCAUGGAGUUAUGUGACCCAUCAAGAUUUAGGAAAAGUAUUGCCACGCUUUGGAACCAGGCAAUUUUCCACCAGUUCAACAAUUAAACUAAUAUAUUUUCUGCUGAUAAUCAAGAGUAAAGAGCUAAAUAAAGUCAUGCACAUUCGAUUGGCAAAUGGCAUCUCUGGCUGUUGAGUUUUACUGUAACUGGUUACUGUAUCAUUCAGAGUCAACUUAAUAUGCAAGUUAUGUCCUAAUGGAUGUAAAGACCUGUGUUGACGUAUCCAGGAUCUAGCAAAUGUUGAAGAUAAGAAACCUAUUAUGACUAAUCCUUGGGAAGAGAAAGUCUGCAAAAUGGCUCAAACGAGUUUACUGCAGGGGAAGCAGUUUUACUGUAGGGAGUGGGUUUUCCACAAGCUUCAGCAUUGCCUCCAGGAGAAAACUAACUGCUGCAAUAGUGCUGUCAACACACCAUCCCUUGUAAUGAAUUCUGGGAAUAAUGCUAGUGUUGUCUCUGGAAAAGGAGCUGCCUGGGGUGUGUUGUUGGUAGGAGGGCCUGGCAGUGGCAAGACAGCCCUAUGUACUGAGCUGUUGUGGCCAAGUUCACCUACGAGCUUGCAGAGAGGUUUACAUCGCCAGGCUUUGGCCUUUCAUUUCUGCAAAGCCCAGGACUCUGAUACUUUGUGUGUUGGAGGGUUUAUUAGAGGUCUAGUUGCCCAGAUCUGCCGCAGUGGACUACUCCAAGGAUAUGAGGAUAAGCUAAGGGAUCCAGCAGUCCAAAGCCUGUUACAGCCUGGAGAAUGUGAAAGGAACCCAGCUGAAGCAUUUAAAAGGUGUGUUCUACUCCCUCUUUUGGGAAUGAAGCCUCCCCAACAAAGCCUGUAUCUACUUGUUGACUCUGUGGAUGAAGGGUGUAACAUUACCGAAGGUGAACAAACAUCUACCAGCUUAUCUGGAACUGUCGCGGAGCUCUUAGCUGGUCACCAUGAGUUCUUUCCACCAUGGCUAUUGCUUCUGUGUUCUGCCCGAAAACAGAGUAAGGCUGUUACUAAAAUGUUUACUGGUUUUCGAAAAAUAAGUUUAGAUGACCUUCGGAAGGCAUACAUCGUUAAGGAUGUUCAGCAGUACAUCCUUCAUCGUUUAGAUCAAGAAGAAGCUUUGCGACAACAUCUCACUAAAGAAACUGCAGAGAUGUUAAAUCAACUUCACAUUAAAAGCAGUGGAUGCUUUCUUUAUCUAGAACGAGUUCUAGACGGAGUUGUAGAAAAUUUCAUUAUGUUAAGAGAGAUUCGUGACAUCCCAGGAACUCUUAAUGGUCUGUAUCUCUGGCUGUGUCAGAGACUUUUUGUAAGAAAACAGUUUGCAAAAGUCCAGCCCAUUUUGAAUGUGAUUCUUGCAGCCUGCCGGCCUUUGACCAUAACAGAAUUGUAUCAUGCAGUCUGGACUAAAAAUAUGUCAUUAACCUUGGAAGACUUUCAACGUAAGUUAGAUGUCCUCUCCAAACUUCUUGUUGAUGGACUAGGAAAUACUAAAAUACUGUUUCACUAUAGUUUUGCAGAGUGGCUUCUGGAUGUGAAACACUGCACUCAGAAGUAUUUAUGUAAUGCAGCAGAAGGACACAGAAUGUUGGCUAUGAGUUAUACCUGUCAAGCCAAGAAUUUAACACCAUUGGAAGCACAAGAAUUUGCAUUGCAUUUAAUUAAUUCAAACUUGCAGUUAGAGACAGCUGAGUUAGCUCUCUGGAUGAUAUGGAAUGGUACACCUGUCAGAGAUUCUCUGUCUACUUUAAUACCCAAGGAACAAGAAGUGCUACAGCUGUUGGUUAAAGCUGGUGCGCACGUCAACAGUGAAGAUGACCGCACAUCAUGCAUAGUCCGACAAGCCUUAGAAAGAGAGGAUUCCAUUCGGACAUUAUUAGAUAAUGGAGCUUCAGUAAAUCAAUGUGAUUCAAAUGGGAGAACAUUAUUGGCUAAUGCUGCAUACAGUGGCAAUCUUGAUGUCGUGAAUUUACUUGUCUCCAGGGGAGCAGAUUUAGAGAUAGAAGAUGCUCAUGGACAUACACCACUUACCCUAGCUGCUAGACAAGGACAUACCAAGGUGGUUAAUUGUUUGAUCGGGUGUGGAGCAAACAUUAAUCAUACUGAUCAAGAUGGUUGGACAGCAUUAAGAUCUGCUGCUUGGGGUGGCCAUACGGAGGUAGUUUCUGCACUACUUUAUGCUGGCGUAAAAGUGGAUUGUGCAGAUGCUGAUAGCCGAACAGCCUUGAGAGCAGCAGCGUGGGGAGGUCACGAGGAUAUUGUACUGAAUUUGCUACAACAUGGUGCUGAAGUCAACAAAGCUGAUAAUGAAGGUCGAACUGCAUUGAUAGCAGCAGCCUACAUGGGACAUAGAGAAAUUGUGGAACACCUGCUGGACCACGGAGCAGAAGUGAAUCAUGAGGAUGUCGACGGCAGGACCGCUCUCUCUGUAGCUGCACUUUGUGUGCCUGCAAGUAAAGGACAUGCAUCGGUUGUCAGUCUUUUAAUUGACCGAGGUGCUGAAGUAGAUCAUUGUGAUAAAGAUGGCAUGACUCCGUUGCUGGUAGCUGCUUAUGAAGGACAUGUCGAUGUGGUUGACUUGCUUCUAGAAGGGGGAGCAGAUGUAGACCAUACAGAUAACAACGGUCGCACACCCCUCCUAGCAGCAGCUUCUAUGGGCCAUGCGUCAGUUGUAAACACACUUUUGUUUUGGGGUGCAGCAGUGGAUAGCAUUGACAGCGAGGGCAGGACAGUCCUCAGCAUAGCUUCAGCCCAAGGAAAUGUGGAGGUAGUACGUACCUUACUGGAUAGAGGGUUAGAUGAAAAUCACAGAGAUGAUGCUGGAUGGACACCUUUGCAUAUGGCAGCUUUUGAAGGUCACAGAUUAAUAUGUGAAGCACUUAUUGAACAAGGUGCUAGAACAAAUGAGAUCGAUAAUGAUGGACGAAUACCUUUCAUACUAGCUUCGCAAGAGGGUCAUUAUGAUUGUGUUCAAAUCUUAUUGGAAAAUAAAUCCAACGUUGAUCAGAGAGGUUAUGAUGGAAGAAAUGCGCUGCGUGUUGCUGCGUUAGAAGGGCAUAGGGACAUUGUUGAAUUACUUUUUAGCCACGGAGCUGACGUUAACUACAAAGAUGCUGAUGGUAGGCCUACACUUUAUAUUUUGGCCUUAGAAAACCAACUUACGAUGGCUGAGUAUUUUUUAGAAAAUGGUGCAAAUGUAGAAGCAAGCGAUGCCGAAGGAAGGACAGCACUUCAUGUUUCCUGCUGGCAAGGCCAUUUGGAAAUGGUGCAGGUUCUGAUAACCUACCAUGCUGACAUCAACGCUGCAGACAAUGAAAAGCGGUCUGCCUUGCAGUCUGCAGCUUGGCAGGGCCACGUAAAAGUGGUUCAGCUUCUGAUUGAGCAUGGUGCCAUAGUUGACCAUACGUGCAAUCAAGGUGCGACUGCCCUCUGUAUUGCAGCCCAGGAAGGGCACAUUGAUGUUGUGCAGGUUUUGUUAGAGCACGGUGCUGAUCCAAACCAUGCCGAUCAAUUUGGACGCACUGCUAUGCGGGUUGCAGCCAAAAACGGACAUUCUCAAAUAAUUAAAUUAUUAGAAAAAUAUGGUGCAUCUACUUUGAAUGGCUGUUCCCCGUCUCCUGUUCAUACAAUGGAGCAAAAACCUCUACAAUCGGCGUCUUCAAAAAUGCAGUCAUUAACAAUUAAAUCAAAUAGUUCUGGCAGUACUGGUGGAGGGGAUGUGCAGCCUUCACUGCGUGGUUUACCUAAUGGGCCAGCUCAUGCAUUCAGUUCUCCUUCGGAAUCUCCAGAUUCUACAGUCGAUCGUCAGAAGUCGUCAUUGUCAAAUAAUUCCCUGAAAAGCUCAAAAAACUCAUCUUUGAGAACUACUUCAUCUACAGCAACAGCCCAAACAGUGCCAAUUGAUAGCUUUCAUAACCUGUCAUUUACAGAACAAAUUCAGCAGCAUUCAUUGCCGCGCAGUAGAAGUCGACAGUCCAUCGUUUCCCCGUCUUCCACAACACAGUCCCUGGGACAGAGCCAUAAUUCACCGAGUAGUGAAUUUGAGUGGAGUCAAGUAAAACCCAGUUUGAAGUCAACUAAAACAAAUAAAGGGGGGAAGUCAGAAAAUUCCAGCAAAUCGGGGGCAGCUGGAAAAAAGGCUAAACAAAAUAAUUCUUCACAGCCAAAGGUUUUAGAGUAUGAAAUGACUCAGUUUGAUAAAAGAGGACCUACAGCCAAAUCUGGUACUAGUGCACCCCCUAAACAGACGCCAGCAGAAUCUCAGUGCAAAAUUAUGGUACCUUCAACUCAGCAAGAGAUUGGUCGAUCUCAACAGCAAUUUCUUAUUCAUCAACAAAGUGGGGAGCAGAAGAAGAGAAAUGGAAUAAUGACAAAUCCCAAUUAUCAUCUUCAGAGCAACCAGGUUUUUCUUGGUAGGGUUUCAGUCCCACGGACAAUACAAGACAGAGGGCAUCAGGAAGUGUUAGAGGGAUAUCCUUCCUCAGAGACGGAGUUAAGCCUUAAACAAGCCCUGAAGCUUCAGAUCGAGGGUUCUGACCCUAGCUUCAACUAUAAAAAGGAAACACCAUUAUAAAAGUUUCCUAUUCUGUGAAACAGAAGACAUUGUGAUUGGAGUGGUUCUUCAGCUACUGGAUGAAAACAUAAAAUGCCUGUUGAUUUGCUGAAAAAAAAAAAAGUGAAGAAUGUGAUAUCUGCAGUACAGUUACCUUAAUUACUGUCAUGUGCCUAAAUAGUAAGGCUGCCUUCUCAAUGUAACCCUCUGUGCUUAAAAAAUUUCAUUUUGUGUGCUUUGUAUUCACUACAUAAGAAUAAGCACUUUUUUGAAAAAAAUGCAGAUGUAUACUGCAGUUCCCUGAUAAAAGCUGAAAAAAAAAUUUGCGUAAAGUAUUUUAAGUUAAGAUUUGAUAAAUGUGCAUGUGCCAUGAUCAAAUAUAUACGAAAAGGCAGUGUCCUUUGUAUUUAUUUUAUUUUUUUCUUUUUGUGGCAAAUGAAACUUAAGCAUAUUGUUUCACAUUUGCAUCGUUGUAGUGUAUGGCUUGUUUCUUGUAUCUUUAAAAAUGUUGCUCAAUAAAAUAAAUCAUGCAACUAUUUUAUGUUCAGUACACCUUCGGCAUUGGUUGAAAAUGUGUUUCUAUUUAAUGCCACACUGAAGUGAAAAAUGGUUUCUUGACAGAUUUUUUGAAAAUAAUCCUAGUAUUUUAGGGAGCUGCUCUAAGUAGUUUAAAUAUGGAUUUCCCAUAGAAUCCUCCUGGUCUCUGGCUAAAGAUGAAAAAAAGAAAAAGAGAGGAAAGGAUGAAAGGGAGAGAGAGAGAGGAAAAAACACACUAUAGGCAGAACAAAGUUCUGUUUCAUUCACUGGGAUGCAAUUUCACCUUCCAGUCGCUUGUCAUUCCACCUCCAAGAAGACAGACUAUCAUUUCUGAGGCAUAAAAAUUCUCAGGGACAAAGCCAUGCCUCAGGGCGUGUGUACGUAGAGGGAGAUGCACCUGUCUGAGGGUAGAUUUUUGAUCCCUGCACAAUUCAUCGACUACACUUACCUCAACUGUCCAGUUAAGUACAAUAUAAUUUACCAGUGUCGAUUUUAAUGCUGGCUUUUCUCUCAGUCCUUUCUAUCUUAUAAAUCACUGCAUGACCCAAGUAGCCCCAACUCAAAAAUCAGCGGAAUCCAUUUUAGUGGUUAAUUGGAUAAAUAUUUUUGAUGAAUGUGUAAUAUGUGCUGUCCUUCACAGAUGACGCCAUUAACCUGUCAGUCAUAGCACAUGUGUAUUUUUUUUACUGGUACUUGGUAAACGAUAGUGAUGGAUUUGCACUUUUCUGUCCACAUACUCUUUCCUGUUUUCUUCUUUGGACAAUUGGCUCACAGGAUAACUGGAUGGCAGGGUUAAAGGUGAAGUCUGUGACAAGGAACACAAAGUUGACUGGCUCAGAUGACCAUCGGACCCACGGCCUGGCCUUCUUGAUGGACUAAACCAGUGGAGCUGGCUUAGAUGGGCCGUGUGUAUGUCCGGAAAGGCUGGGAUUUAUUGUUAAGAAGCCAUGGUUCUGAGUCUGAUCUUUGAAUAAGCCUUGUGAAUUUUAGAAAGCCCAGAAAUUCUGUUUCCCAUGUGCUAUUGAUAAGAAAGAGAAAUGAGGAAAGAGAAUUUGGAGAUUCAGCACAACGACAUUGCCACUACCGGAAAAACAACCUUUAGAAAAUGUCUUAGAUAAUAACAGAGGUCAGUACUGUCCUCUUCAUACAUGAAGGGUACAUGGGAUACAUUGUUCACAGGAAUAGAAACGUGUCAUUAGUUGUGAUAAGUGUCUCACUUGAAUCUUCGUGUGAGGCUUUUGUUUUUAUUUUUUAAAGUCAUCAAAACACAUUCUGUUUGUGUCAUCAGUCAUAAUCAGGAAUAGGAGAUAAGGUCAAUCGAUAUUAAGGUGACAUGGCAAUAUUGAUAACUCGAAUGUGAAUGUUUCAAGUAUUGAAUUUUUGUCCCUAUGGGACAUUUAUUAAAUACACUUAAUAGGACUCUUGCAAAGUAGCCUUAAAAGUGUUAAUGAUUCUAUUGAUAAAUAUGAAUACAUACUAUUAUUAGAACCAAUGUUACUCAUAUCUCAAAUACAGUACAUUUACAUUACUGUAGAAGAUGAAGCUCUAAUUUCUUAUUAGGUGUAUUUUUCUUUAGAAAGAGAACCCUGAAAGCUGCCGGUUUUUCUAUUAACCUUGAAUUAUUGGAAUUGUAUUUAUUUAAUUUUAUUGUUUUUUACAAAAAUGCACCUUGUGGCCAAAGGGCAAAGAUAUGACUCAUUACAUAAGGGAUUUAUGUUUUUCAAAGAGCUAAAUGUUUUCGUAUCCAUAUUAUGUACACUUGAAACAGUUGGUAGGAAGAGAACCUGUUGGAAAAAUAUGAUUGUCAAAAGUAAGUAGUCCUCUGGGUGUUUUUAUAUUCAUUGUGUUUUGGAAUAGGACAGAAGAGGUUUUUAGUUAGGAUAAGGAUGAUAAGAGUGCUGGAGAUACCCUGCUUUGCCUACUUGUUUCUUUGGGGAUUUAACAGCAUGACUGAAAACAGCUUUUGCUUCAUUAAGAAGAGUAAAAACUAGUCCCCCCAACUUAAAAUGCCUAAAGAGCUAUUUUAAACAUCAAAAUGCUUCAAUUUUGUAAAUCGCCUGACGUCACUACACGCAUAUGAUGCCGUGUGCUUAUAACUUUUUAACAUUCCGCCUGUGCCCAUUCCCUAAAAGUCAUGAGUUGAUAAUAAGGGAAGCGAUUUAAAAAAAAAAACAAAAAAAACAAAAACAACAGUAAUGAAAAAUUAAAAUCUGAAUGUGUGUAGGAAAGGUUUUGGAAGGAAAACUGACUGGCACUCCGCAUACUGCAAGGUGAUGCCAGUAUCUUUUGUCCUCCUUCCUCACUCCCCACCCCUACUGGAGUCCUUACCAAAAACAAGUCACUACUUAGAAACAGGAGUAGUUUUCUCAUUAUUGUUUGGCUAUGCGAAUGUUCGUUUUGCUUAAUGUUACUCCAUUACACUUCUCAGCAAAUGUAGUUGCAGACAAAUGGUUUCUUUUUAUUGUUUCCUUGGUUUGGGGUAUGUAAAUAGCCUAAAAUGUACAUUGAAUUUCACAUUGUAAAAGUUUUAUUUUAUUCCUUGUAUUAUAUUAAGCAAAAAUCCCUAUGUAUAUGAAAGUGCAUAAUAAAUAUAUUUGCUCUCUA